Messenger RNA from Saxophila tyrrhenica, 3390 nucleotides. RefSeq lists its product as uncharacterized. The coding region runs from base 1 to 3390 and encodes 1129 amino acids. The transcript has 3 exons. The record is from RefSeq and is a predicted model, not a curated record. Lineage: Eukaryota; Fungi; Ascomycota; Dothideomycetes; Mycosphaerellales; Extremaceae.
AUGUCCCGCUCCGUGUACCGCGACACCGACUCGCGGGGCUGGCAGCAGGAGGAGCCCCGGAGGACCUACACCACCGUCAAGCGCUAUCAGGUCCCCGAGUCCUCCAGCCGCUCAGCGCUCAACCUAGGCGGCGACGAGAGAGCCGACGAGAAGAUCAUCAUCAGGCGCGAGAAGUCGGCGCAACCACUGCGCAACGACAAUUACGACUAUCACGGCAGUGACCGGUCGUCGCACCACCACCACGACUCCAAGGCGAGGGAUGACAUUGACAUUCGUAUUACGGAGAGAUCCGGCCAAGCCGAACCGCGGUACAACAACGACGACUAUCAGUACAGCCAGCGGUAUGCCGAGCGCGAGGCGCCAAAACGAGACGUCACCUACCGCGUGAUCGAGAGGGAUAACAUCGACUACGAUGACCGCCGAUCAGUGGCUCGAGGAGGCGACUAUCGCAGCGAUUACAGGAGCAGCUAUCGACUCGAAGAUGACCAGCGGACUAUACGCGCACCUUCACCACAACAAGAUCGUGUUCGCGAGUUCCGCUUUGAGCGCGAGCGAGACUUUUCUCCAGCCCGCUCGCAUCAUUCACAUCACCACCACCACGAUGACUCGUACGAGGUGGAGAGAUAUAGCAAGGACACCGAAUACUACACAACACCUGCGCCUGCUCCAGCACCGCAACCCAUCAUCAUCCGCGAAUCCCGACCGCAAGCACCAAUCAUCAUUCGCGAGCGCGAACCGGCGCCAAUGCCUAUUAUCAUCCGCGAAGAGCGCCGUGAGCCUCAGUACGAGUUCAUCGAGCGCCGAGAGGUGGAUGAUUCGAAGUCACUCGUAAGGCGCGAGGAGCCACCACCGCCCGCUCCAGUUCCACAACCACCGCCACAGGAAGAAGACUAUUUCUACGAGCGUCGCGUGCGCGAGAUCGAGAGGCCACGUUACCGCGAAGACAGCCGCGAGCGGAGAUCAGAGGUCAGACCGAGAGAUAGCGCUUCGAACUAUAGCAGCGACGACAGCUACGAGUACAUCCGCCGAGAACGGACGGUCGAAGAAGAAGAGCCUCAUCACAAGCGCCAUUUGGCCGAAGGCGCGCUUGCCGGCGCUGCUGCUGGUGCUAUCAUCAACCACCACCGUAAAUCUGAAGGCAAAGCUGAAGGCGGCGGGAUUAAGUCCGCUGCUGGUGGUGCUGCGUUGGGUGCGAUUGGUACCGAAAUCUACAGCCGGUACAGAAGUCGUAGUAGACGUGGCGGGUCGAGAAGCAGUUCGAGAAGUGAUUGGGACAGACGCGACCGACGCAGAAGGGGUCGAGAUCGAGAUCGCUCCCGGUCCCGGUCCGGCUCCCGGUCGCGUUCGAAGUCUAUCUCGAAGAAACAGCUGGCCGGGCUGGCCGGUGUUGCUGCUGUGGGUGCUCUGGCGGGUUACGCUCUCAACAAGCGCAACAAGGGAAACGGAGAGACGGUUAUUGUGAACGAAGGCCGAUCAGGCCGUAGCAGAUCAAGGAGACGACGCGGUAGUUCCGGAAGUUCUGUUAGCAGUAGUGAGAUGAGAGAGGACGAUAAGCACCGCGAUCCGGACCACCGUAACCGCCGCAUCGCCCAAGCAGGGUUGGCUUCGGCAGCAGCUGCUGGCAUUUGGGAACGAGUCCGCUCCAAGAGUCGAGGAGGCAAAGGCAAGGAGCGUGAACGUAGUAAGUCACGAGUCAAGCAAGGCGUCCCCAUCGCGGCUGCAGGACUCGGAGGAGCUGCUUUGGCAGGCCUGUACGAGAAGAACAAGGCGAGCAAGGAAGCAAAGCGGGAUGCAGUCAUCGCAGAUGAGACCAGUCGGCACAGAAGGGGGCGGAGCCGCUCCAGAAGUAGGUCCGUUCCUGCUUCCCAUGCUGACGGCAGACGGCAUAUUGACGAUCGGGAUAUGGUAGCCUACGGCGAUGAGCCCGUCCACCCAUCCGACCGCGGCUACUACAGCGAUGAAGAGCCGGGUGUCUAUCACCGCAGGCAUCGGAGUGGUAGUAGUAGUCGCGGCAGCAGUCCCGACAAUCGCAAGCGCAGCCGGUCGAGAGGAAAGAAGCUUGCUGGGGCUGGUGCGGCGGCGGGGGCUGCGGGCCUUGCGGCGCAUGAGAUUGGCAAGAGGAGAGAGCGGAAGAAGAAUGACAAUGGUUCAAGCGAGCGUUCACAGUCGCGGAACAGGCAUGACGACGACCGCUCCGACAACCGCUACGACGACCGCUACGACGACCGCUACGAUGACCGCUACGACGACGACAGCAGAUACGGCCCCUCGCCCGGCCCCUACGACGAGCCACCAUCAGGCUACCUCCCACCCCAACAACAAAACUCCGGCUAUGGCCCCCAGCAAAACUACCCCGGAAGCACUUACUUCCCACCCCCACCCACCGCCGCCGAGAACGCCUACGCCUCGAACCCCGGCUACCAAGACCAACAACAGCAAGCCUACCCGGCCUACAACCCCGCCGACUACGGCACCCCCGGCGCCGCACCGCAACAACACUACCCCUACGAGCAAACCCGCGGCGCCUACGGCGACAGCGACGCCACGCUCGGCGCCCCCUACGGCCACGAGACCUACGCCGGUGACACGCGGGGUGGCUAUCCGCCCGAUGAGCCCCCGACGCCGCACGACGAGCGGAGGCGGGGGAGGGAGCAUAAUAAUGUGAGUGCAGCGCCUGUUACCGAUGUUGCCCGCGGCGAGCAAGAAGAGCAGCGCGAGCGUGAAGGGCGAAGUGGCGAAUCCGUAAACACCUCCACCACACCGCGCGCGAGGUCGAGUAGUCGGGUGCGCUUCGAUUUGGGCGCGAACGAGGCGCAUUCGCCUGAGGAUCCGCGGAAGGUUCAGCAGCAGCAGCAGGAGGGGGGUGGCGGGAGUCGAGGGGCGGAAGAGGGAGGUGGUGAAAGGAAGCAUAGACGGAAACGCAGGAGUGGGCAUGGUGACGAUGGCGGUGGGGGGCACCGACGUCAUCGCGACAGGGGAGAAAGGGAGAGGGAGGACGAGGGGCUAAUGCGGGAUCCGUACGAGCGGCCGCCGUCGUCUGUGCAGCAGCGGGACCGCUCGCGUUCGCGGGAUCGUGAUAGAGACCGAGACCGAGACCGCGACCGUAGUAGAUCCCGCGACCGCCCACGCGACAGCAGGGGGCACGGUCGGUCUCAUCGAGACCACGAAGCAGACGACGAAGAGAGGGAAAGAGAAAGCGACGGCACCAUCGACCUCCCCGAACGUUUUGAUCACGAGGGGAAUCGAAAGGAUGGGGAUGGUGGUGGGGGUGGGGAUGCGCUGCAGAAUUUUUUGGGGGGGUUGGCGGAGAAGUUUAUGGGCGGUGGUGGUGAGGAGGAGGGGGGAGGGCAUGGCGGGCAUAGGAGUGGGAGGCGGCGGCGGCGGCAUUGA